AUGAGUUUGACAAACGGAAAAGAUGUUACUGCUACAGGGAAUUCGGAUCACCCAGAGUCGGCGGUUGGGGGACGGUGCUCGCCCCAGGUGUCGUCAUCACCUCAAGUCACCAAAGGUGCAGGUUCGUCGAAGCAGGGACCUUCCGCCGACAACGGAGUCGGUAACGAGACUGCUGGUGGAGGAACUCACGCCUUCACCCGUGGCAGAGAGGCCACCUCAUCUGAGACGCAAAUGACCGCACAACAGAAAAAGGCUAGGACGAUUAACAUUGCUACACUGGGAGAGGAGGAGCUACUUAGUAUGGUGCAGAGCUACAUAACAAAUAUGGUGACCUUUGCGAACAAUACCAGGAACGUCCACAAAGAGCUAAAGGAGACGCUCGCAAAAACGUCCUUGUUGAUGACGCAGUUCAGGAAGGUCAGAGACGCUAAUGCUAACGUAGAACCGUCGAUCAAAUCACCAAGCGCGAAAGGAGUCAGCUCAACAAACAAAAAUCCGGAGUCUAUGGAAAUGAAGAUGAUUAACGCCAUCGAAGAACUGAAGGGCGCUGUCGAGACACAAGGUGAGGAAAUCCGGGCGAUGAAGGCUUCGAAGGAUUAUUCCUGGUCAGAGGCGGUUAAAUUGCGUGCGAUGAAACCGAAUUCUGAUCCAGCCCCCCCUACCCAGCCAGCUUGGACUGAGGUGGUUAGAAAGAAGAAUACAGCCAUGGAGCGAACUAAAAAACUGACUAAUAUGCCUUAUCUGAGGAGGAGGCCACCAGCGGUUAUCAUCGACACGAGUAGGGAAGAUUUCCCGGCUCUAGCAAAAAAGAUUAGAAAUGAUAUAAAGAGUGAAGUAAUCGGGGACCACGUGGUCGGCAUGCGGCAAACAAAGUCAGGUGGACUCCUGUUUGAACUACGUGGCGACCAAGAACAACUUGAUUUAGUUCGAGCGGAGAUCUCACGGUCAGCAGGACCCGGAAUUACGCUGCGCGAGCUUAGACAAGAAAAGCUAUUGGAAAUUCGAGAUUUGGACGAGUGGUCCACGAAAAAGGACGUCGAGGAAGCGAUCGCCCGUGAGUCCCAAGCCACGUCCGGAGUCAGGGUCCUUUCUAUUAGAAAGAAAUACGGAGGCCAGCAGAUUGCGUUAGUAUCGGCCCCCAUUGAAGCGCUAGAGCCUAUAUUGAAGACAGGUCGCCUCCGGGUGGGCAUGAUCAGCUGCAGAGCGAGACUCACGGAACAGAAGGCGAGGUGCUUCAAAUGCUUGUGCCUCGGCCAUAUAGCUAAGGUCUGCCAGGGACCCGAUAGGAGCAGCUGCUGUUGGAGGUGUGGACAGCUCGGUCAUAGGGCAGUUGGGUGCACUGCAACAGCAGAGCAGGCUGCUGUUUUCUCCAAAGAGAUAGCUAGCGAGGUUACCCCUAGGAGUAGACGAGGAACCAUAACGGAGGAGGUUAUCCUUCCCGAUGGUUAA
This is a messenger RNA of Sipha flava (yellow sugarcane aphid), 1449 nucleotides long. RefSeq lists its product as uncharacterized. Lineage: Eukaryota; Metazoa; Arthropoda; Insecta; Hemiptera; Aphididae. Gene Ontology annotation, molecular function: nucleic acid binding; zinc ion binding. The transcript has a single exon. The coding region runs from base 1 to 1449 and encodes 482 amino acids. The record is from RefSeq and is a predicted model, not a curated record.